This is a messenger RNA of Nerophis ophidion (straightnose pipefish), 5418 nucleotides long. RefSeq names its product lysine (K)-specific demethylase 4B (gene kdm4b). Bases 161 to 4129 code for a protein of 1322 amino acids. Gene Ontology annotation, molecular function: histone H3K9 demethylase activity. The transcript is spliced from 22 exons. The record is from RefSeq and is a predicted model, not a curated record. NCBI's taxonomy places the organism in Eukaryota, Metazoa, Chordata, Actinopteri, Syngnathiformes, Syngnathidae. Gene Ontology annotation, biological process: chromatin remodeling. Gene Ontology annotation, cellular component: nucleus.
GAGUAGGCGUGACCCCAAAAUAGCUCUAGCUGGCUAAUGCAGGAGGAAGCCCGAUCCACAGAAUUUUGCUGCAAACGACAUUAAAACCGACGAAAGAAAUACGGAUAUAGGCGAUAAGACGCGGCAGGAGGUUUACCUGCGCCCCUUAGAAGUCUUCGCAAUGGCGACGGACAUACUAAUGGACGUGAUGCCGCCUUCCCGGCCUGUCCUAGCCUCACCACCUGUAUCCCAGGAUCUAAUUCCUAGCCAGGUGCCUGUGUUGGCUGAUCAACCUGACACAGAAAUGUCCUUGGAUCCAAGUCCUGCCACACAGCUUCAGCCUACAGACCUAGAUGUUGCCAAUGGCAUGCCCAGCCAUGUUCCUGGCCUGCCUCCCGGUUUCGAGCUGCCCCAGGUUGAUCUUCCACCUCCAACACCGCUGUCUUGCACUAAGAACCCCAACUGCAAGAUCAUGACCUUUCGUCCUACCAUGGAGGAAUUUAAAGAUUUUGCCAAGUACAUUGUCUACAUGGAGAGUCAAGGAGCUCAUCGUGCUGGUUUGGCCAAGGUGAUUCCGCCAGAGGGUUGGAAACCACGAAAAUGCUACGAUAGCAUUGAGGAAAUGGUGAUCCCGGCUCCCAUCAUGCAAGUGGUUACUGGUCAGUCAGGCCUUUUUACCCAGUACAACAUCCAGAAGAAGUCUAUGACUGUGAGCGAGUACCGCAAGCUGGCCAACAGCAAAAAGUACUGCACACCUCGCCACAAAGACUUUGAUGAUCUAGAGAGGAAGUACUGGAAGAACCUGACUUUUGUUUCACCCAUUUACGGAGCAGAUGUUAGUGGUUCUAUCUAUGAUGAGGAAAUUACAGAGUGGAACAUUGGCCACCUGAACACACUACUCGAUAUGGUGGAGCAGGAGUGUGGAAUUGUCAUAGAGGGUGUCAACACUCCCUACCUAUACUUUGGGAUGUGGAAGACCACCUUUGCCUGGCACACUGAGGACAUGGAUCUCUACAGCAUUAACUACCUGCAUUUUGGGCAGUCCAAGUCUUGGUAUGCUAUCCCGCCAGAACAUGGUAAGAGGCUGGAGAGACUAGCAAAAGGCUUCUUCCCUGGUAGUUCCCAGGGGUGUGAUGCCUUUCUUCGCCACAAGAUGACUUUGAUAUCCCCAUCCAUCCUGAAGAAAUAUGGCAUUCCCUUUGACAAGGUUACUCAAAAUGAAGGGGAAUUCAUGAUAACCUUUCCUUAUGGCUACCACGCCGGCUUCAAUCAUGGCUUCAACUGUGCAGAAUCAACUAAUUUUGCCACUCUACGCUGGGUCGACUACGGCAAAAUGGCUACUCAGUGCUCUUGCCGUAAGGACAUGGUCAAGAUUUCUAUGGAUGUUUUUGUGCGCUGCCUCCAGCCGGACCGGUAUAACAUGUGGAAACAGGGCAAAGACCUCAUAGUGUUGGACCACUGUAAGGUCACUGAGCUAAAUAGCCCAGAACUGGAGGGCUGGAGACAGCAUCGCAUCACAUUCAGAGCCAACCUGUUGCGGAAGGCCAUGCAGAAAAUGAAACAGUUCCGCCGUCUUAAGUUGGAUGAGGUAAAGGUACUGGCGGAAGAGGGCAUCGAGUUGAAUGCUGUUGAGUACCAACGCCAGGUGGAAGAGCGGGAAGCCCAACGAAGGCAAGAACGAGAGGAGCGUCUCGCCAGAGAGGCUAUGUUGACCCUUGAGGCCAUGGAGCUCAAAGAAAUGCAGGAUGCAGAAGCUGCUUCAAUAGCAGCUCAAACUUUAGCACUAGAGGACCCUGAGGCACCGAACCUGACUGACAAUGUGACAGAGGAUGUAGAAACUAAGAUGCAUAUAAAACCGAAGGAGAUUGCCAUGACUGGAUUUGAAGCAGUAUUUGAACAAUUUGCUGCAUCUUCCAUGAAAAAUUCAAAGUCUGCCUCGUCAGAUCAAACUGAGGAGAAGAAGCCUGUCGACGUGAAACCGAUAAAACCAGUUGAUAUCCCAACAGACAACAAACUGGAAGCAAAUUGCACCAUGGCAAGCUACAACAAGAUGAAGAUGCCAACAGAAGUUAAGAAGAGUCGUCGUCACCCCCUCACCAAGCCACCGACCCGGUCUCCUUUGUCUGUGGUAAAGCAGGAUCCGACUGGUGCUAUAGAGGUUACCACACCCAAGGCGCUGGAAAGCAGCAUGAAGAAACAGGAGCACCUGUGGCAGAAUCGCUCACGCAACUUCCUGGCAGAGAAGGCCUUUAAUGCCGCCGUGGCAGUACUCCAGCCACACUGUGCUGUCUGCUCCCUUUUCUGUCCCUACACAAAGCCACACCACGUACCCUUGAAUGCAAAUGAUCGCCAGCGCGUUUCUGUCCCCCGUCAUGGAAAUCGAACUCGUCCAAUCGUCCCAGAGAUGUGCUUUAGUGCCAGGGCGAGCAGCACUGAGCCUCCCCCCACUAGCCGUUACAUUGGGGAAGAUGGAACCAGUGUGUUAAUAUGCUGCUCUUCAUGCAAGAUGCAAGUUCAUGCCAGUUGUUUUGGUGUCGAUCCGGAGACAAUUGAAGGGUCAUGGACGUGCUCCAGAUGUGAGGCAGGUGCCUGGACAGUGGAGUGUUGCCUCUGCAACUUGCGGGGAGGAGCGCUGAAGAUCACUGUAGACAACCGGUGGGUCCAUAUUAUCUGCGCCAUUGCGGUGGCUGAAGCACGCUUCAUCAAUGCUAUUGAGAGGGAGCCAGUGGAUGUCAGUGCUGUUCCGGAAACGCGAAAAAAUCUGGUGUGCGUGUUCUGCCAUGGAAACACUGCCAAUAAGAACCGCGGUGCGUGCAUCCAGUGCUCCAAUGAGAACUGCACAACAUCUUUCCACGUUACUUGCGGCCAAAUUGCUGGGGUUCACAUGGCCCCAGCCGACUGGCCCUAUGUGGUGUCCGUCACCUGCCACAGACACAAAAAGACUUCUAAGCCUCAGCCUCAGCCUCAGCCUCAGCGUCAGCCUCAGCCUCAGCCUCAGCCUCAGCCUCAGCCUCAGCCUCAGCCUCAGUCUCAGCCUCAGUCUCAGUCUCAGCCUCAGUCUCAGCCUCAGCCUCAGCCUCAGUCUCAGCCUCAGCCUCAGCCUCGGAUGCCAGCCAAAAUACCCAAAACGCAGCAGGGUCCGACCCUGGGUCAGAUGGUCAUUGGCCGCAACACCGACAGCUGGUAUUACCAUUGUAACAUAAUCGGCAUUGCAACGCAAACAUUCUACGAGGUCAACUUUAAUGACGGUGCAUACUGUGACAACCUGUAUCCGGAAAACAUCAUAAGUCACGACUGCUUGCGUAAUGGUCCUCCACCGGCGGGGGAGUCGAUCGUUGUCAGAACUCAGGAUUGUCAGAACCGCAAUGCUAACUUUGUCAAAGUGCACAUCCACAAACUCUACCAGGUUGAGUUUCAGGACAAGAGUCAACAGCUGUUGAAACAUUCAGAGAUUCAUCUAAUGGAACAGGAAUUGCCCAAGAGAGUCCGGACACGUCUUGCAAUACCAAUGUCCCAGGAGAACACUUCCUCAGCAGACGGAGCUGGAGCGGCCAAACGUCGCUGCCUGCCCUCCCCCUCCACCCCACGCACGGCGGCCCCCGUGCAGACGACACCCGUCCGCCCCACCACCACCCCCAUGGAGACGGCGGCCGCCAUGCAGACGACACCCAUCCGCCCCGCCCCCACCCCCAUGGAGACGGCGGCCUCCGUGCAGACGACACCCACCCGCCCCACCCCCAUGGAGACGGCGCCCGCCCCGCAGAAGCCCCCGCCACCACAACCUAACAGUAUUGCCAAACUGCCAGCCUCACAGCUCCUAAGCCACCUCAGCGUGGCGUCCUCCGUGAACGGCGCCCCUACCAGCGUGAUUCAGGAGCUUCUUAACGCUCCCAUGGACACGAGCAGGGCCUUGCCUACCCCUCUGACGGACUCCACCGUGACCUCAGACCCCGCAUUAACUCUGAAUCCCAUCUCUUUCCAGUGCCAGUUGAACUCCGACCCCCUUUUGUCCGCACUGUCCCCGCCGCCAUCCCUGCCCCCGCGGCACAUAUCCGACAGCUACACGCCGAGCAGCGGCUACGUCUCCUACAUGGAGACCCUCCUGCAUUCUCAUUUCCCCCAGGACGAGGGCCCCGGGACCCUGUUUUAGGCCGCCAUGUUUUCCAGCCAGCACCAAGGGGAGGGACGCUAACGGCGGUGAGUGCUGCAUUAAUGGACACAAAAAUGUUGCAUCGUCUCUCAAAGCUCAGUGCUCCAAAAAGACAUGAAAGCACUCCUUUUUAAAGCAUGUUUCUUUUUUUUUUUUUUGAGUUGAUGUGAUUGAAUUGUAGCUUUAGCCCGCUCUGAAGCACACAUUUUCUAUUUCUUUCCCAAUAUUAUUGUUGUCCUUUGUAUUUUUCAGCAGGUUUUAUUUUGGUUCCCUGCAGUGCUUUUCUUUUCCCAUCUUAUUAUUAAUAUCUCUGGGUGGUAUCAACUCUGUACCUCGUUGCAUUUAUUCGACAACGGCACGUCUUUUGGGGGGUCAAGCAAAGCGAGUCUCUUACUGUCCCGCUGUAGAGGACAUCUUUCUUUUGUAAGACAAAGCAACCAGCAACAAAUAGAUCUAUUUUUCAGUCUAGCCACAUCACACAUAUGUUGUCCAUCUACUGUAAAGUGUUUUUUGUUAGCAGGAAAUUGGGCACUGGGGUUGAAAUGUAUUGUGGGUAUUCUCAGUAUUUAAAUGUCUUUGAUAUUUAAGGAAUGGUGAUAGAAGAAGCAUAUCCAAUGCAAACAUGUAGUACGAGUCCACGCCAUGCAUCGCAUUAUUGUGAAGGCUGUAGCAGGCCUCCUACGUAUAGAAUGGCUGUUACGCCACUCCCACUUUUCCACUUGCAAAUCUUGUCUCAGGGUUCCUACAUCCACAAGAACAACUUUGGAAUAACUCGCUCCGCUAAGGAUUGCUUGCUUUUGAUCGGAGCAGGAAUUGUUUGCGCCGGUUUAGAUGUAACAUAUUUCUCCUGUUAGCUCAAACGAUUGAACAUAGGAACCCAGAAGUGUGAAAUAUUGUUAAACAUUUCUCUUGUAUCUUUUUCCUAGUCCAUGAAGUCCACACAAACUUGGCCAUUUUAAAUACUAAUGAUUUUUUUUUUACAGGCUUACCUUGGAUGAUCACUCAAUUUGUAUCGAUUAUUAAUCUGUAUUUUUGUUUUCUAUGGCCAUUUUGAUCUCCGACUACUGAUGGACUCACUUUCUCCUUUUCACUUUGUACAUAGCAUCAAGUCAUUAGUGUGUAUCGUGAUUUAAAUCUCUAAAUGUCAAACAUAAAAUCUUAACCCCCCCCCAAACCCCACCCCACCCCUCUCACCACAAAUGUUGGAAUAAGUGGUUUUUGUGUCUAAAGUAAUAACCUUGAAAAAAAAAAUGUCAUAGAAAAUAAAGUGGCUUGCUAGUCGCCAGAUA